Calidris pugnax (ruff) is the source of this 3207-nucleotide messenger RNA. RefSeq names its product calmodulin-lysine N-methyltransferase (gene CAMKMT). Gene Ontology annotation, molecular function: calmodulin-lysine N-methyltransferase activity. The record is from RefSeq and is a predicted model, not a curated record. Gene Ontology annotation, cellular component: cytoplasm. Lineage: Eukaryota; Metazoa; Chordata; Aves; Charadriiformes; Scolopacidae. The transcript has 12 exons. Bases 261 to 1187 code for a protein of 308 amino acids.
ACCGUUUCGCCCCCGGGCGCGGAGACCACGGGCGGCCCGUCCUGAAGCACCCUCCCGUGCGCCUGAAGAGCGGGGCGCAGCGCGGCGGCCGCCCGUAGCCUCAGCGCUGCCCUUAACAAAGAUGGCCACCCACUUCCUCCCCCUCAAACCCUAGCCCGGCCGGUCCCGGCCGCCGCUGGAGGCUCAGCGGCAAGUCCCCGCCGGCCAGGGCACCGCUCCCCGCCCGCACAGCUGGGGUCCUGCGUGCUCUUCGCCGCCGCAUGGCCGAGGCUGCCGGCUCUCCGCGCCGCCCCGCCGCGGGCAGGUGCGAGGCGAGGGGUGCGGGAGCGGCCAGAGCCCGCUGGCGGCUGCUCGGACAGGUUCUGAAGAAAAAGCACUUGAAAGAUGUGCAUCUCCAGCAAGUCUCUGUUAGAAGGUUUGCAUCGUUCAAUCUCUUUUCAAUAGAAGACCAGAAUACAGAAGAGGAAACUGGGACCUGGGUUCAGUAUAAAAGCAUCUUUUAUCCUGAGUAUAGCGUGUCCUUAAGAUUUCACAGUGGACUCUUAAAUGUUAAGGAUGUUCUUACAAGUUUUGACAACACGGGGAAUGUCUGUCUCUGGCCAUCUGAAGAAGUGCUGGCUUACUACUGCCUGAAGCACAAAGAAAUAUUCAGGGACCUUGCUGUGUGUGAGCUAGGGGGUGGCAUGACAUGCUUGGCUGGGCUCAUGGUUGCUAUUUCUGCAGAUGUCAAAGAAGUUCUGUUAACUGAUGGAAAUGAAAAGGCCAUCAAAAAUGUAAGUGAGAUCAUCAGAAGAAACCAAGAUGCAGGAGUAUUUAAGGCUCAGAAAGUGUCAAGCUGCAUUUUACGAUGGGAUAAUGAGACAGAUGUCUCUCAACUGGAAGGACAUUUUGACAUUGUUAUGUGUGCUGACUGCCUGUUUCUGGACCGGUACAGAGCUAGCCUUGUUGAUGCAAUAAAGAGAUUACUCCAACCCAGUGGAAAAGCAAUGGUAUUUGCUCCACUCCGAGGGAAUACUUUAAACCAGUUUUGCAAUCUAGCUGAAAAAGCUGGUUUCUCUAUCCAAAGACAUGAAAAUUAUGAUGAACACAUUUCGAACUUCCACUCCAAGUUGAAAAAUGAAGAAAAAGAUACAUAUGAGGAAAACCUCCAUUACCCUUUUCUUCUCAUUUUAACCAAACACAGAUAGAAGAUGACACUUUUUUUGGUUUGUUUUAAGGUGGACUACUGAAAAUGAAUCCGUGUAUGUGGAUGAUCAGGCAAUGGGGAGGUUUCAGUUCCCCCCUUUUUGUUCCUGUGUCACCAUUAGAGAAAUAUUUCUAAUCUAAAUGCUAAGGAAGAUAUUGUGGCUUCUUUCACAGUGUGUAAACAUUGGGACAUCUUUUUUUGUAUCAUUUUAGAACUUAUUUUUCCAAUUAUGUUCCAGCCUAAAACGGAUCAGACUUCACAUGUACACAUUAACAAAGGUGUAAAGCUGGCUUCCUUCUCUUUUGUGCCUUUAAACUUGCGUGUACUUUGUUAAUCUCUUUAAAUGUAAUUUUGGGGUGUAUUUGAAAAUGUAUGAGUAAUAUACUUUGUGGGCUUAUAUAACUGGUUGUAAAGGAGUAAAUGCAUUCACAUUUAAUUAGGAAGGAAAUAGUUGUCUUACAAGUGCAUCUAUUGAAUGCUUGGAUUUUUCUGCCUUUUUUUCUUCUUUUUUUAAAUUCCACUGUUUAUUUUUCUAUCUAUUGAUUGAAAUGUCCUCAUUUGCUUCAGUGUUGAAGGCUUUUAGAUAUAUAUAUAUAUAUAUGUGUGUGUGUGUGUACAUAUGUUUUUUUCCAGCAGGACUUUUCCUCCUGUAGAUGUAUAAGAAAUUAUGCAUCAGACAAAAGCCUCAUAAACUGACCAUUUGUCCUUUGGACACAAUAGCCUGCCCAGCCCCUCUGCUCCUCCUCUCCAAUUAUGUGUGAUUAGUCUCAGUGUGUUGUGUCAAGAAGGGGGAGUGUGCUGAGUGCUUAUUAUCUGUUUAGGUACAAGAAGAGCACAUUUAGGUUCUGACUAUGAAUGGAAAGUGAGCCUUUAUCAGGACUAAAAUCUAAAUGCUACUAUCCUAGAAACCGCUUUAAAAAAAAAAAAACAUCCUUUUCUGAUAAAUUCCGAGAAACACUGUAACAACUAAAGGAUUUAUAGUGUAAUUGAACUCUCUCCCUUGAAUUAGUUUAUAUUGUGAUAUAUUGUGGCUCAAGUAUUUGGUAAACAUUUAAUGUGACUGUUAAGUAAAUAAGAAAUUGCUCCUGUUUCUUGGUAGGAUUUUUGUCCUUCCCAGUAGAAGAAAAGUCACAUUAAAUGUGUGUAGACCAUUUUAAUGACUUCUCAGAAAAACAGCCUGGAUCAUCAAAGAAUCCUGUACAGGCUCUUAAACCACAACACUUUUAAAAUGAUGAAAAAAGAGAGAGAGGCAGAGACCAUGACUGAGAGGGGGAGGUACUAGAUGCAAGGAAGUGUAGAGGAUCAUGUUGAAAUAUGUUAAUUAGAAGAACUGCAGUUCGGCAAAGAAGUGUUCUUCCAUAUUUAACAAAUUGGGCAGCAUGUAAACCACGAGCUUAUGAAAGUCCCUUUCUCUUUGCUCUUCUUCUCAAACAAAUUUCUUCACUACCGGUUUGCAUGUCCUUGUAUUCAAUACUUUUUAUGCUCCAUUAGAGCACCUAGAUGGAUCUCAGAAGGCAUAGGUCAAGUCGCAGUUAGAUCAUACAUUUCUUUCUCACAAAAACUUGAAUUGCAAUGCCAAGUGAUGGGCUAACAUCACAAUAACAGCAAUUUAUUCCUCUUUUGAUAAAAAAGCAGCCUAUUCUCAGUGUUAGAUAAAGACCAGGGGCAAUGCAAACCAACCAUUUAUCCUAGAACUGAGUAGUAUGUCUCCCCUAUAGCUGAUAUGAGUUUCAUAUUCAAACUCUUGUUGGAAGACGCUUGUCUAGUAGGAAAUUAAAAGCAUUUAUGAGGAAUUUAAAAUUGCUGUGAAGGUGGCUUUAGUUUAAUUAGUUUUGUUUUGUUUGUCCCACAAAGCAGUGCCUUUGUUUUCUCCAAAAACACGUACAAGAAAAUCUUUAUAAUCAACAAAGGAGUGUGAAAAAUAGUGAAAUAUUAAAAUUUGUGAACGUCUUAUUUUUAAGAGGGCUUGAAUGUCUGCUGUACAAUAAUCUAAUAAAGGUUGUUAGUUGCCAAAAAUAGAA